Molecule: messenger RNA, 738 nt
Organism: Labrus mixtus (cuckoo wrasse)
Lineage: Eukaryota; Metazoa; Chordata; Actinopteri; Labriformes; Labridae
Product: signal transducer and activator of transcription 1-like
Exons: 6
Coding region: 232-738 (168 amino acids)
Biological process (GO): type I interferon-mediated signaling pathway; response to peptide hormone; regulation of transcription by RNA polymerase II
Molecular function (GO): DNA-binding transcription factor activity, RNA polymerase II-specific; RNA polymerase II cis-regulatory region sequence-specific DNA binding
Source: RefSeq, a predicted model, not a curated record
UACACAACACCGAAAGAAGGCUGAGGAGCUGCUUGGUAAAGAAGCUGUACAAUUUCCUUUUUAGGAAAUAUAAAUACUUUUUCUGUCAGAUAUUUUCACGUUUCCUCUGACCUAAAGAAGAUGGCGCAGUGGAACCAGCUUCAGAUGCUGUACUGCAAGUACCUGGAGCAGGUGGACCAGCUUUACGAUGACUCGUUCCCCAUGGACAUCAGGCAAUACCUGAGCAAGUAGAUGGAGAGCAUCGACUGGGACACAGUGGCGAUGCAGGAUUCCUUAGCCACAGUUCAGUUCCACGACCUCCUGGCUCAGCUCGACGACCAACAUAGCCGCUUCGCCCUGGAAAACAACUUCCUGCUACAACACAACAUCCGCAAGAUUAAGAGGAACCUGCAGCCGUACACGAAGAAGGAGCUGUCGGCCGUCUCUCUGCUCGACAUCAUCCGUACCUACAAAGUGAUGGCUGCCGAGAACAUCCCCGAGAACCCGCUCCGCUUCCUCUACCCCAACAUCCCAAAAGACAAGGCCUUCGGGAAAUACUACCCCAAACCCACAGAGACUCAGGAGCCCAUGGAUGUGGAGAACAAUCCAGAGAGGAGCAGCUACAUGAAGACAGAGCUCAUUUCUGUCUCUGAAGUAGAUCCGUCCAGACUGCAGGACAACAUGUUGCCCAUGUCUCCUGAUGACUACAGGGCUUUGUCACAGUUAGUCGGCCCCAGAGCACCCUUGAUGCUGUGGUGA